This is a messenger RNA of Panthera uncia (snow leopard), 1855 nucleotides long. RefSeq names its product WW domain containing oxidoreductase (gene WWOX). The record is from RefSeq and is a predicted model, not a curated record. The coding region runs from base 288 to 1532 and encodes 414 amino acids. NCBI's taxonomy places the organism in Eukaryota, Metazoa, Chordata, Mammalia, Carnivora, Felidae. The transcript has 10 exons. Gene Ontology annotation, molecular function: protein binding.
GUUCACCGGCUUUUACUUCCAGCCGAGCGGCAGUGCGCCCUCUCCGGUGCUCUCAACCAGGGCUCUUCCUGGACCACGCCCCUUUCGUCCCGGCAGCCCCGAAACUCCGGAGACUGGAUUUCAGUUACCGAGUCUGCAGAGCGGCUCUGGGCGGCGCACUGCGCAGGCGCGAGCGUUUGGGUCUCGCCGCGCGCGGCGCUCGGUUGUAGCUGGAGUGAGUUCCUGGGCGCGGAGACCCGGCAGCGGGUGACGGAGCGAGGGGGUGACCGACCGCCUCCCCUACCGCCAUGGCAGCCCUGCGCUACGCGGGCCUGGACGACACGGACAGCGAGGACGAGCUGCCCCCGGGCUGGGAGCAGAGAACCACCAAGGACGGCUGGGUUUACUAUGCCAAUCACACUGAAGAGAAGACCCAGUGGGAACACCCGAAAACUGGAAAAAGAAAACGAAUAGCGGGAGACUUGCCGUAUGGAUGGGAGCAAGAGACCGAUGAGAACGGACAAGUUUUUUUUGUCGACCAUAUAAAUAAAAGAACCACCUAUUUGGACCCAAGACUGGCGUUCACUGUGGACGAUAAUCCUACAAAGCCGACCAGCAGACAGAGAUAUGACAGCAGCACCACCGCCAUGGAGAUACUCCAGGGCCGGGAUUUCACUGGCCAAGUGGUUGUGGUUACCGGAGCCAAUUCAGGCAUAGGGUUUGAAACUGCCAAGUCUUUUGCCCUCCAUGGUGCACACGUGAUCCUCGCCUGUAGGAAUAUGACAAGGGCCAAUGAAGCUGUGUCACGCAUUUUAGGAGAAUGGCACAAAGCCAAGGUAGAAGCAAUGACCCUGGACCUCGCUCUGCUCCGUAGCGUGCAGCAUUUUGCUCAAGCGUUCAAGGCCAAGAAUGUAUCCCUUCAUGUGCUUGUGUGCAAUGCGGGGGCUUUUGCUCUCCCCUGGAGCCUCACCAAAGACGGCCUGGAGACCACCUUCCAGGUGAAUCACCUGGGACACUUCUACCUUGUCCAACUCCUUCAGGAUGUCUUGUGCCGCUCAGCUCCUUCCCGAGUAGUUGUGGUCUCCUCAGAAUCCCAUAGAUUCACAGAUAUUAACGAUUCCUCGGGCAAACUGGACUUCAGCCGCCUUUCUCCAUCUAAAAAUGACUACUGGGCCAUGCUGGCUUACAACCGGUCUAAGCUGUGCAACAUUCUCUUCUCCAACGAGCUCCACCGCCGCCUGUCCCCGCGUGGGGUGACGUCGAACGCCGUGCACCCUGGAAACAUGUUGUAUUCGUCCAUUCAUCGUAACUGGUGGGUGUACACGCUGCUGUUUACGUUGGCCAGGCCUUUCACCAAGUCCAUGCAACAAGGAGCUGCCACCACCGUCUACUGUGCUGCUGCCCCAGAGCUCGAGGGCCUGGGAGGGAUGUACUUCAACAACUGUUGCCGAUGCGUGCCGUCCCCCGAAGCUCAGAGCGAAGACACGGCCCGCGCCCUGUGGGUGCUCAGCGAGCGGUUAAUCGAGGAAGCUCUCGGCAGCCAGUCCGGCUGAGCGCGAGCGGCCGUGAGCGUGCUCGGCACACACACCGGCCCUGUGCGCGCGCUCACUGCGUGUGUGUGUGUGCGCGUAGCUGCCGACGCUGGGCCCCUGCCAAUUUACGAUCCCGGGCCUUUCCAGUUUCUAGAAGUAACCCGGAUCACAGAGGUUCAAGACCUCUGCGUUAUCCUGCUGGAGAUUUCUGCUUAGACUUCCUGUCACUCCUCCCAUCCUAUGCUUAAUAAAAGAACAUGCUUGAAUAUUAUCACCUGAAGUUCGCACUGUUUCUUUAAAUGUUUGUUUCAGUUUUGUUUUUUGUUUUGUUUUGUUUUUUUAGA